ACAGCCGCAGUGUGUUGGUUUAGUUCAUACAAGUAUGGCCUCAAAUGAUACUGAACUAGAACAGAGGAGAUUUCCAGAUGUCGAAAAACAGGAAAAGGAAUCGCUCAACAAUAACGGAACUGUUGAAGGGUUUGAAAGGGAACAUUGGUCACAUCAGAUGGACUCCAUGUUUUCAUUGAUCGGUUAUUGUGUUGGUCUGGGCAAUAUCUGGAGGUUUCCUUAUUUCUGUAUGCGGAAUGGCGGUGGGUCAUUUCUGCUUGCCUUCCUCUUUUUUCUCGUGGUAUGUGGACUGCCGAUGUUUUUCCUGGAUUUAGCCAUCGGACAAUUCACAGGAAAGACAGUCUUACAUUCCUGGGAAGUUUGUCCGUUGUUAAAAGGGAUAGGCCCGGGGGUGUUGCUGGUGAAUACUGUCAUCAGUACGUACUACACGACUAUCAUCGCCUGGACCCUGUUCUACCUGGGGAAAAGUUUCUACAGCCCCCUACCCUGGACAACGUGUGACAACAGCUGGAACACCAACAGUUGUAUCGCCGAUACUGUUCCGUCAGCGUCCGUCACCAAUACAACUAUGUACUUGCCACACGCUUUCGCAUAUAACUGUUCGACUAACGUAACCAAUUCACCGCAGACCAUGGUUACUUCGGGAGAAGAGUUUUGGCAACGCGGCGUUCUAGAGUUAUCAUCCGGUAUAGAGGAUCUCGGAGGUAUACCCUGGCAUCUGUGUGUGAGUUUACUAGCAGCCUGGGUCAUACUAUUCCUGUGUCUGGCGCGAGGGAUUCACUCUUCAGGAAAGGUUGUGUAUGUUACCGCCAGUCUACCGUACAUUUUGUUGACCGUCCUUCUGAUCAGGGCUUCUUUACUACCCGGGGCAGGUGACGGUGUGUUGUAUUACAUUACCCCGAACUUCAAACGACUGGGAGAACUACAGGUUUGGUUAGAGGCAGCUAUUCAGAUGUUCUAUUCACUGGGUCCAGCCUGGGGUCCCAUUGUAACACUAGCCAGUUACAACAAAUUCAACAACAAUUGUUACCGAGAUGCUAUCAAACUGACGUUGAUUUGCGAGGGGACCAGCAUUUUUGGAGGAUUUGUAGUCUUUGCUGUGCUAGGCUAUAUAGCACAUGACACAGGAAAGGACAUAUCAGAAGUAGUAACAUCAGGACCAGGACUUGUUUUCAUGACCUACCCAGAAGCGUUAUCCAAGCUGCCUCUACCAAAUCUCUGGUCGGUCCUGUUUUUCCUGAUGAUUCUUAGCGUUGGUUUAGAUACUCAGUUUACUAAUAUGGAGACCAUUGUAGCAGCCAUAAUAGACGAGUUUCCAGCUCUACAUCGGAGGCGAGUCGUCGUGCACUUACUGUUAUGUAUAGGCUGGUUUCUGUUUGGACUGAUUAUGAUUUCUCAGGGCGGGAUGUACGUGAUUUUUCUCCUCGACUGGUAUAUAGGACUUGUUAUUCCCGUGUUCGGAUUCCUUGAAUGCGUUAUCAUAGGCUGGAUAUAUGGAAUACGGUUCUCCCGUGACGUCAGUAUGAUGAUUGGCUAUGGUAUUCCCGUACUCAUGCGGAUAGCAUUGUGCCUGAUCGUGCCAGCUAUGCUUUUGUGUAUUGCCGCGUUUGCGUUUGGGUCGUACAAGCCACCUACCUACGGCGUGUAUCACUAUCCACAGUACGCUAUCAUAAUAGGCAUUGUGAUAGGAGCUCUUCCGUUCCUACUGGUGAUCGUCCUGACGUGUUUCGCUGUUAAACGUGCAAAAGGAAAAACGCUAUGGGAG
Messenger RNA from Mizuhopecten yessoensis (Yesso scallop), 1765 nucleotides. Its product is annotated as sodium- and chloride-dependent glycine transporter 2-like. Gene Ontology annotation, cellular component: membrane. NCBI's taxonomy places the organism in Eukaryota, Metazoa, Mollusca, Bivalvia, Pectinida, Pectinidae. The annotation marks the transcript as partial. Gene Ontology annotation, biological process: sodium ion transmembrane transport. The transcript has 12 exons. The record is from RefSeq and is a predicted model, not a curated record.